AGUGACCAUUCCCCCGAGUUUUCCAUUGGCUGUGUUAGGGUGGCAGCCGUUUAACCUGAAAAUUAUUAUUGUUGUGGCUGUUUAUAUUAGUAUCGAUCUACCUUACAGGGCCGUUGUGAAUAUAGAAAGCUCAGACUGUUGGUCCACCUAGCUCAGCAUGGCCUACGCUGAGUGGCAGCAGUUCUUCAAGGUUUUAUACAGGGGUCUCUUCCCGGAGACACCAGGGACUUGAACUUGGGAGGUUCUGCAUGCAAAACAGAUGCUCUAUCAUUGAGCCAUGGGCCUUUCCCACAGGAACAAGACAUGUAAAGCAUUCUGGACAUGUGUUGAGCACCCUGGUGACCAUCUGGGCCGACAAUCCUGGGAUACGUGUAGCAGAGCAGAUGGAGCUGAGCUGGAUUUGCAGCAGCUCCGUUCCAAACUACUCAGAGGAUACAUUUACAUCUUUCAGCGAAGGAGAGGAGGAAACCUGCAGGCAAUACGAGAAUGACCCAUUUGAAUCUUAUUACUCUGGAGAGGAGUCAGAAUGGCCUGCUGUGACAGAUCUGCGUGAAAGUACAUGGCAAUCAUCGAGUCAAAAUGAUGAAGAAGAAGAGCCAGAGGUUUUGGAUUCUACAGCUGUAAGAGAAUAUCUAAGUAGAUGGAUUUGUCUUCUGAAAGACAACAGGGCUAGCAAGCAAGCCAAAUCUGUCACUGAACCAGAUAACAGAAUUACUGAGGUAUCUGAGGAAGAACUGAUUGCUCUACAAUCGUUUUGUGCCAUCAAGAUUAACCAGCUGUGUCAUGUGUCAACCUCAACACCAUUGAAGAGGAACAAGCGUAACUAUCAGAGGCAUAGAUUCACUUCAGAAAAGCCACUGACAUGUGAUUUGAACUGUACUGUCCCUGAGCAACUAAUGAACAGACUCCAUCUGAAAAAUAUCAAGGAGACACUGAAACAGAUAACAGAUGCUGAAAUGCACCAACCUUCUCGAUGUCUUCAUUGUACCAAGAAAAGAGCAGAGCUGGCCCAAGAUAUUUUUCUCCGACGAAGGAAGACCUUGAUGGAAGAGGUUUUGCUUCAAGAGAAAUUGGAAGAAUGCAUGUAUACCAAAGAUGCUCUCACCCUCAUUGGAGAAAUACACAGAAGUCUUCCUAAGCUAUCCGAAGAUCCCAAGAACAUUUGGCAGGAACUGAAUGAGAGCGGUUUGAAAGCAUAAUGCGUGUUGGAUUAUGAACAUUCAUGAAAGUGGAAGAGGCACAUAGGCCACACAAACUGACCUAAGAAAGAUAUAAUCGUUGAUAUUUGACAAGCUAUUCUCUGGACAGAUAUGCCUCUUGCAAUUGACUGGAUUUCCAGGGUCCAACUUGGCAUCCUGUAACAGAACAAUAUGCUAUCAUCUAACUAAAUCUGUUUUUCAAAUGAUGGAAGGGGACUUCAUUCUUAUUAUUUUGACAAGCCAUGGGUAUAGUGUUUGUGAAUUUCCUUUCAGGAUUUGGGAGCUACUCACAGCUGCUUCCACCUGUAAGGAAAACAAAUGGCUCUGUUUUUCAAGGCAGGGAGAAGUAAUUAUUGGGUUUCAGCUCAAUCUCUGCCAGCUGCCACUGGUUAAAUUGAAAACUGGAGGCCCAGGUAGAAGGGGGGGGGGAGAAAGUUGCAAAGGAACAGCAGAAGAGGUAAAAUGGAGAGGUUUUUUAAAAUGUAUAUAUAUUGUUGAAAACAAUGACAAUAUGAACUGGAAUUAAUCCAUAACCCAGAGGACUCCAAGACAACAAGCAGGGUUAUUAAAUUCGUAAUGUCAGUUUGCGGAUACUGAAGGAAAUAGGGAACAAAAACAGUUGAUAUAACUGGAAUAAAAUGUCCAGAUGCUAUUUCUUGUAUUUUCUUUUUUGAAUGGCAGUGUCUGGUUUGAGAAUUAUAUUACAUAUGUUUUGUUACGGUG
Messenger RNA from Rhineura floridana, 1922 nucleotides. RefSeq names its product chromosome 16 C8orf48 homolog (gene C16H8orf48). The record is from RefSeq and is a predicted model, not a curated record. Bases 249 to 1199 code for a protein of 316 amino acids. Lineage: Eukaryota; Metazoa; Chordata; Lepidosauria; Squamata; Rhineuridae. The transcript has 6 exons.